Molecule: messenger RNA, 1683 nt
Organism: Zychaea mexicana
Lineage: Eukaryota; Fungi; Mucoromycota; Mucoromycetes; Mucorales; Lichtheimiaceae
Exons: 6
Coding region: 116-1465 (449 amino acids)
Source: RefSeq, a predicted model, not a curated record
AGGCAAUCGGUUGUCAACGCAACCGAUUACCUGCUAUAUGAGGAAGGCAAUCGGUUGUUUACCUGCUAUAUAAGGACAGCCUUAGCAACUGUGACAGCCUUCGCAACACAUAACCAUGGAAAACGUUAACAUAGUUUAUGCCUGUCACUCCUGUCAAAAGGAAUUGUCUUCCUGUCGCAGCCUACGCGAUCAUCUUAUAAAAGUCCACAAGCUCAACUUUGAAUUCGAACAAAUUUAUCAAAAGCGUGGCAAGAACUUUGACAAUUUCAUUUCAAAAAAGUAUAUUGAUACUCACCCAGAACUUGAGUAUACUCGCCGCUUUGAGUGUUCCAGUUGUCGGGAACUAUUUGGUUGUAUCGAAGAACUGGGAGAACACUUUUGCAAACAUAUCCAACCAAAAAAUCCCAAGAAAAGACCGGUUAAAGAAGGCACAAGUAGCAACAGCAGUAGCAGCAACAGCAGCAAAAAAAAGGUUUCUUUGAACAAGGGCAAAAAGUUGCACACGUUUGACUGCCAGUUAAUUUCAAAAAUAAAUAUACAAAACGGCCCAAAAUUCACAUUGGAGGAUAUGAAAAGACUAUCACCAAUGUACUCGUUUCGAUUCCAAGGCGCACGUUAUCCAGCGAGCAGUGAUAUUGAUGUCGUCAUUGCCAAUAACCAGCAAGAACAGCGCCGUUUGACUUCUCUAAAUCGACAUCCUGAAUCCUUGCGCAUCCUCCGCCUGGCCCUAAAUUGCAAAGAUGUCGAUGAGCUAGAGGAUUUCCAUUUUGGGAAAGUGCCCGUUACUGCAAGUAAGGAAGAAAGAGGUUUAUUCCUCUGUAUCCGUCACACACUGCAAGACUUUGUAUCCAAGUGCAGACGUAAGGCGGCUACUGUCCCUACCAACCACGAACGCACCUUUUUUUUCGACCGAGUCAUGCCUAUCAUCAAUUAUUUUGCAGACAACAGCGGUGCUGUUUAUUUCGAAUGGGGUGAGAAAAAAAUUAUGAGUCGCCAAGCUGUAACGCUAUCUGUGGCUCUAUCACAAACCUCAAGUCCCAAUUACGCUGAUGGUAUUGGAUACUCGACGACUGUUGAUGUCUUGGAUGAGGAACGCAUAAUGAUCGAGUGUUCAUCUGGUGGCCGAGAAGAAAAUAUCCAGCAUACCUACGGCGAUAGCUUGAAGCUCGUCGAAUCUCUUACCAGUAUGCUGGUUCUAAAAGCAUACAGACGAUGUAAUGCAAAUUUCGAGACAUUUAUCAAGUUCAAGACCGUUGGCAUCCAGUGUGUCAAAAGAACGCUGACGCUAUUCAUCUUAUCGAUGAAUGAGCAGAAAAAGCUAGUGGUUGAGGAGCGUAGAAGUGCAAACGUACCGAUCAGCUUUAACGAGAUAUUCGACUGGAUGCAAGUUUUCGAACUAGUGGCCCAUUUGCAGGUUAGUAUUUUCCCUAUUCAUUGGGCGGAAAGAAAACUAACUUUUCUUUAAUUUACUCAGGAGUUGGUGUUGGAGCAGCAGCAUGUCGAUCAAGAAUUGCAUGCAGAACAUGCGGGAAUCACGGCAGUCGAGAACGAAGACACAAUAGGAAAAGCAUUCGAAGACUGCGAAAUGGAUUUUGAUGUUGACCUCGAAGCUACCGAACCAGAAUGCGUUGAAGAGCAAUAGUGCCCUUGUUAUUGUAUACCGUUACCCUUUAGCCAACCUUU